UCGGUAUAGGUCCUGUUCUGAUUUUGACCUCGUGACUAUUGCCCCGAGUCCAUGCUGUGAGUAUUUAACACUGAGUUGUUCAGGACUCGAGUGUAUGUUGGCGUGUGUGUGUGUGUGUGUGAGACCCUCACCAGAGCUCCGAUCUGCCACUGCUGAACACGAUGAGGUGUGUGUGUGUGUGUGUUGUGGUGUUGGUGGCGUUAGGAGUGAGAGUUAACUCAUUCAAAUUUAAAGAGCUGAUGGACUACGUGGAUAAACACCAGGAGGAGUAUGUACAGACCCUGAGAGACUGGGUGUCUAUAGAAAGUGAUUCCAGUGACGUCACUAAGAGGGCGGAGCUACAGCGUAUGAUGGGCGUGGUGGAGGAGAAGUUGCGCAUGAUGAAGGGGAACGUGGACGUGAUGGACGUCGGAACUCAGAGGCUGGCCGACGGCAGCAUCAUUCCGUUACCUAAAGUGGUGACGGCGGAGUUCGGUGAUGAUGUGAAUAAACACACGGUGUGUGUGUACGGACACGUGGACAUCCAGCCGGCCAGGAGAGAGGACGGGUGGGCCACAGACCCCUACAACCUCACCGAGAUUAAAGGAAACCUGUACGGCAGAGGAGCAUCGGAUAAUAAAGGUCCAGUUCUGGCCUGGAUUCAUGCAGUGGAGGCGUAUAAAGCUCUGGACAUUGAGCUGCCGGUGAAUGUGAAGUUCCUGAUUGAGGGGAUGGAGGAGACGGGUUCUAACGGGCUGGACGCUCUAGUGGAGGCUCAGAAAGACAAGUUUUUCUCUGAUGUGGAUUAUAUCAUUAUUUCCGACUGCAUCUGGAAGAGCACUCGUCCUGCUCUCACCUACGGCACGCGGGGGAACUGCUACUUCUCCGCUCAGGUGGAGGGGCCGAAGCAGGAUUUACACUCCGGAGUGGACGGAGGAGCCGUGAUCGAACCCAUGACCGACCUGAUCGGAAUUCUAGACACGCUGAUCAGUGCGAGCGGUCAGAUCCUGAUCCCCGGUGUUGCAGACGCAGUCACAAACUUCACAGAGGAGGAGAGGAAGCUAUACGAGCAGGUCGGCUUCAACUUGGAGACUUACAAGAGCACCAUCGGUGUAGAUCGACUCAUGUACGACAAUAAGGUCGACCUUCUGGCUCAUCUGUGGCGUUUCCCCACCGUGUCCAUCCACGGCAUCGAGGGCGCAUUCUCCAGCCCCGGAACCAAAACCGUCAUCCCCGCUAAAGUCACGGCCAAGUUCUCCAUCCGCCAGGUUCCCAACAUGGAGCCUGCAGUGGUGGAGAAACAGGUAACGGAUCACCUGCACGCCGUGUUUGAGCGGAGGAAGAGUCCCAAUAAGCUCAAGGUCAACAUGAUUAUCGGAGCAAAGCCGUGGAUAGCCGACCCCAAACACGCGCUGUACGAGGCCGGGAAGAGAGCAGUGAAGAGAGUGUUUCAUGUGGAACCGGAGAUGAUCCGAGAGGGAGGGACAAUUCCCAUCGCUCGCACUUUCCAGGACGUGACAGAGAAAUACAUCAUCAUGCUGCCCAUCGGAGGCUUCGACGAUGGCCUGCACUCUCAGAACGAGAAAAUCAGCAGGUAUAACUACAUCGAGGGAACGAAGCUGUUCAUCACCUACCUGCAGGAGGUCUCUCUCAUUAAGGAGAACUGAUCAUGUCUACACGCUUUCCUGUGAUUAGUUCUUCAAUCGAUCACACAGUUUUACUGCUGAUAUGACUGGCUGUGUUUCAUUGCUCUCUCUCUCUCUGUCUCUCUCUCUCUGUCUCUCUCUCUGUGUCUCUCUCUGUGUCUCUCUCUCUGUGUCUCUCUCUCUCCUUGUGCAUCAAAAUGUUUAUGUCAUGACAAUAUUCAGAGCUGAAAUAAAGUACAUUAUUAGUUUACAGAGAAGAAAAA
Molecule: messenger RNA, 1888 nt
Organism: Ictalurus punctatus (channel catfish)
Lineage: Eukaryota; Metazoa; Chordata; Actinopteri; Siluriformes; Ictaluridae
Gene: cndp1
Product: carnosine dipeptidase 1
Exons: 12
Coding region: 162-1646 (494 amino acids)
Biological process (GO): proteolysis
Cellular component (GO): cytosol
Molecular function (GO): dipeptidase activity
Source: RefSeq, a predicted model, not a curated record